Messenger RNA from Rangifer tarandus platyrhynchus (Svalbard reindeer), 5760 nucleotides. NCBI's taxonomy places the organism in Eukaryota, Metazoa, Chordata, Mammalia, Artiodactyla, Cervidae. The record is from the annotation of a GenBank genome assembly.
AUGGCGCCUGCCUGGGGCCAUGGUGUAGCGUCUGUUAUCAGGCCUGUGGGCCUCCUCGUGGUCCUGCUGAUAGGAGGCUGUGUUGCAGAAGAGCCCCCCAGGUUCAUCAAGGAACCCAAGGACCAGAUUGGAGUGUCGGGGGGCGUGGCCUCCUUCGUGUGUCAGGCCACAGGUGACCCCAAGCCACGGGUGACCUGGAACAAGAAGGGCAAGAAGGUCAAUUCACAGCGCUUUGAGACGAUCGAGUUCGAUGGGAGUGCAGGGGCUGUGCUGAGGAUCCAGCCACUUCGGACACCCCGAGAUGAGAAUGUGUAUGAGUGUGUGGCCCAGAACUCAGUCGGGGAGAUCACCGUCCACGCCAAGCUCACUGUCCUCCGAGAGGACCAGCUGCCCCCCGGUUUCCCCAACAUCGACAUGGGCCCCCAGCUGAAGGUGGUGGAGCGGACACGGACGGCCACGAUGCUCUGUGCUGCCAGUGGUAACCCUGACCCCGAGAUCACCUGGUUCAAGGACUUCCUGCCCGUGGACCCCAGUGCCAGCAAUGGGCGCAUCAAGCAGCUGCGAUCGGGAGCCCUGCAGAUCGAGAGCAGCGAGGAGACGGACCAGGGCAAGUAUGAGUGCGUGGCCACCAACAGUGCCGGCGUGCGUUACUCCUCACCCGCCAACCUCUACGUGCGAGUCCGCCGCGUGGCGCCACGGUUCUCCAUCUUGCCCAUGAGCCACGAGAUCAUGCCAGGUGGCAACGUGAACAUCACCUGCGUGGCCGUGGGCUCACCCAUGCCGUACGUCAAGUGGAUGCAGGGGGCCGAGGACCUGACGCCCGAGGAUGACAUGCCUGUGGGCCGGAACGUGCUGGAACUCACAGACGUGAAGGACUCUGCCAACUACACAUGCGUGGCCAUGUCCAGCCUGGGCGUCAUCGAGGCUGUGGCACAGAUCACAGUGAAAUCUCUCCCCAAAGCCCCCGGGACUCCCGUGGUGACAGAGAACACAGCCACUAGCAUCACCAUCACGUGGGACUCAGGCAACCCAGACCCUGUGUCCUACUACGUCAUCGAAUAUAAAUCCAAGAGCCAGGACGGGCCGUACCAGAUCAAAGAGGACAUCACCACCACGCGUUACAGCAUCGGCGGCCUGAGCCCCAACUCUGAGUACGAGAUCUGGGUGUCGGCUGUCAACUCCAUCGGCCAGGGUCCGCCCAGCGAGUCGGUGGUCACGCGCACCGGCGAGCAGGCCCCCGCCAGCGCGCCGAGGAACGUGCAGGCCCGCAUGCUCAGUGCCACCACCAUGAUCAUCCAGUGGGAGGAGCCGGUGGAACCCAAUGGCUUGAUUCGGGGCUACCGGAUCUAUUACACCAUGGAACCCGAGCACCCUGUGGGCAACUGGCAGAAGCACAACGUGGACGACAGCCUGCUGACCACCGUGGGCAGCCUUCUGGAGGACGAAACGUACACAGUGCGCGUACUGGCCUUCACCUCCGUGGGCGACGGGCCCCUCUCAGACCCUAUCCAGGUCAAGACUCAGCAGGGAGUGCCCGGCCAGCCCAUGAACUUCCGGGCCGAGGCUAAGUCAGAGACGAGCAUCGGGCUCUCCUGGAGCCCCCCGCGGCAGGAGAGCAUCAUCAAAUACGAGCUCCUCUACCGGGAAGGCGACCACGGCAGAGAGGUCGCGAGGACCUUCGACCCGGCCACGGCCUUUGUGGUGGAUGACCUGAAACCCAACACGGAGUACGCCUUUCGCCUGGCGGCGCGCUCCCCGCAGGGCCUGGGCGCCUUCACCUCGGUGGUGCGGCAGCGCACGCUGCAGUCCAAACCGUCAGCCCCCCCUCAAGAUGUUAAGUGCGUCAGCACGCGCUCCACGGCCAUUUUGGUAAGUUGGCGCCCGCCGCCGCCGGACACGCACAACGGGGCCCUGGUGAGCUAUAGCGUCCGCUACCGACCGCUGGGCUCGGAGGACCCGCAACCCAAGGAGGUGAACGGCAUCCCCCCGACCACCACCCAGAUCCUGCUGGAGGCGUUGGACAAGUGGACGGAGUACCGCAUCACGGCCGUCGCUCACACAGAGGUGGGACCAGGGCCUGAGAGCUCGCCCGUGGUCGUCCGCACCGACGAGGACGUGCCCAGCGCGCCGCCGCGGAAGGUGGAGGCGGAGGCGCUCAACGCCACGGCCAUUCGCGUGCUGUGGCGCUCGCCCGCGCCCGGCCGCCAGCAUGGCCAGAUCCGCGGCUACCAGGUCCACUACGUGCGCAUGGAGGGCGCAGAGGCCCGAGGGCCGCCGCGCAUCAAGGACAUCAUGCUGGCCGAUGCCCAGUGGGAGAUGGACGACACGGCUGAAUAUGAGAUGGUCAUCACAAACCUGCAGCCUGAGACUGCCUAUUCCAUCACGGUAGCCGCCUACACCAUGAAAGGCGAUGGCGCUCGCAGCAAACCCAAGGUGGUAGUGACCAAAGGAGCAGUGCUGGGCCGCCCCACCCUGUCGGUGCAGCAGAUCCCCGAGGGCAGCCUGCUGGCACGCUGGGAGCCCCCGGCCGGCGCCACCGAGGACGAGGUGCUGGGCUAUCGCCUGCAGUUCGGCCGCGAGGACUCGUCCCCCCUGGCCACGCUGGAGUUCCCGCCCACUGAGGACCACUACACCGCAUCGGGCGUGCACAAGGGGGCCACGUAUGUGUUCCGGCUGGCGGCCCGGAGCCGAGGCGGCCUGGGCGAGGAGGCGGCCGAGGUCUUGAGCAUCCCUGAGGACACACCCCGUGGCCACCCGCAGAUCCUGGAGGCAGCUGGCAACGCCACGGCGGGCACUGUCCUGCUCCGCUGGCUGCCGCCUGUGCCCGCUGAGCGCAACGGGGCCAUUGUCAAGUACACAGUGGCCGUGCGGGAGGCUGGCGCCCUGGGCCCUGCCCGAGAGACCGAGCUGCCAGCAGCGGCCGAGCCGGGCGCCGAGAAUGUGCUCACGCUGCAGGGCCUCAAGCCCGACACAGCCUAUGACCUCCAAGUGCGGGCCCACACGCGCCGGGGCCCCGGCCCCUACAGCCCCCCCGUCCGCUACCGGACGUUCCUGCGGGACCAAGUCUCGCCCAAGAACUUCAAGGUGAAGAUGAUCAUGAAGACAUCGGUCCUGCUCAGCUGGGAAUUCCCAGACAACUACAACUCACCCACCCCAUACAAGAUCCAAUACAAUGGGCUCACGUUGGACGUGGAUGGCCGCACCACCAAGAAGCUCAUCACUCACCUCAAGCCCAACACCUUCUACAACUUCGUGCUGACCAACCGCGGCAGCAGCCUGGGCGGCCUCCAGCAGACAGUCACGGCCUGGACCGCCUUCAACCUUCUCAGCUCAAAGCCCAGCGUGACCCCCAAGCCCGACUCCGAUGGCUUCAUCGUGGUGUAUCUACCAGAUGGCCAGAGCCCCGUGCCUGUCCAGAACUACUUCAUCGUGAUGGUGCCACUGCGCAAAUCUCGUGGUGGUCAGUUCCUGACGCCACUGGGCAGCCCAGAGGAUAUGGACCUGGAGGAGCUGAUCCAGGACAUCGCACGGCUGCAGAGGCGCAGCCUGCGGCACUCGCGUCAGCUGGAGGUCCCCCGACCCUACAUUGCGGCUCGCUUCUCAGUGCUGCCACACACCUUCCAUCCUGGGGACCAGAAACAGUAUGGAGGCUUUGACAACAGGGGCCUGGAGCCUGGCCACCGAUAUGUCCUCUUUGUGCUUGCUGUGCUGCAGAAGAGUGAGCCUACAUUUGCGGCCAGCCCCUUCUCAGACCCCUUCCAGCUGGACAACCCAGAUCCCCAGCCCAUCGUAGACGGCGAGGAGGGGCUCAUCUGGGUGAUCGGGCCUGUGCUGGCUGUGGUCUUCAUUAUCUGCAUAGUGAUUGCCAUCUUGCUCUACAAGAAUAAGCCUGAUAGCAAACGAAAGGACUCUGAACCCCGUACCAAAUGCCUCCUGAACAACGCCGACCUUGCCCCCCACCACCCCAAGGACCCCGUGGAAAUGAGACGCAUUAACUUCCAGACGCCAGGCAUGCUCAGCCACCCGCCCAUUCCCAUUGGGGACAUGGCGGAGCACACAGAACGACUCAAGGCCAAUGACAGCCUCAAGCUCUCCCAGGAGUAUGAGUCCAUCGACCCGGGCCAGCAGUUUACGUGGGAGCACUCCAACCUGGAAGUGAACAAGCCCAAGAACCGCUAUGCCAAUGUCAUCGCCUACGACCACUCCCGCGUAAUCCUCCAACCCAUCGAAGGCAUUGUGGGCAGUGAUUAUAUCAACGCCAACUAUGUGGACGGCUACCGGCGGCAGAAUGCGUACAUCGCCACACAGGGGCCACUGCCAGAGACCUUUGGCGACUUCUGGCGUAUGGUGUGGGAGCAGCGCUCGGCCACCAUUGUUAUGAUGACGCGGCUAGAGGAGAAAUCACGGAUCAAAUGCGACCAGUACUGGCCCAACAGGGGCACGGAGACCUACGGCUUCAUUCAGGUCACGCUCUUGGACACCAUCGAGCUGGCCACCUUCUGCGUGAGGACGUUCUCCCUACACAAGAACGGCUCCAGCGAGAAACGGGAGGUCCGGCAGUUCCAGUUCACGGCGUGGCCAGACCACGGAGUGCCUGAGUACCCGACACCGUUCCUGGCUUUCCUGCGGAGAGUCAAGACCUGCAACCCGCCAGACGCGGGCCCCAUCGUGGUCCACUGCAGCGCGGGUGUGGGCCGCACAGGCUGCUUUAUCGUCAUUGAUGCCAUGCUGGAGCGGAUCAAGCCGGAGAAGACGGUGGACGUGUACGGCCAUGUGACGCUCAUGAGGUCCCAGCGCAACUACAUGGUGCAGACGGAGGACCAGUACAGCUUCAUCCACGAGGCCCUGCUGGAGGCCGUGGGCUGCGGCAACACGGAGGUGCCUGCCCGCAGCCUCUACGCCUACAUCCAGAAGCUGACGCAGGUGGAGCCGGGCGAGCACGUCACUGGCAUGGAACUCGAGUUCAAGCGGCUGGCCAACUCCAAAGCCCACACAUCCCGCUUCAUCAGUGCCAAUCUGCCUUGUAACAAGUUCAAGAACCGCCUGGUUAAUAUCAUGCCCUACGAGAGCACCCGGGUCUGCCUACAACCCAUCCGGGGCGUGGAGGGCUCCGACUACAUUAAUGCCAGCUUCAUUGAUGGUUACAGGCAGCAGAAGGCCUACAUAGCCACACAGGGCCCGCUGGCGGAAACCACGGAGGACUUCUGGCGCAUGCUCUGGGAGAACAACUCAACCAUCGUGGUGAUGCUGACCAAGCUGAGGGAGAUGGGCCGGGAGAAGUGUCACCAGUACUGGCCGGCCGAGCGCUCCGCCCGCUACCAGUACUUCGUGGUGGAUCCUAUGGCGGAAUACAACAUGCCUCAGUACAUCCUGCGGGAGUUCAAGGUCACAGACGCCCGGGACGGCCAGUCCCGGACGGUCCGGCAGUUCCAGUUCACGGACUGGCCGGAGCAGGGCGUGCCAAAGUCGGGGGAAGGCUUCAUCGACUUCAUCGGCCAAGUGCACAAGACCAAGGAGCAGUUUGGCCAGGAUGGCCCCAUCUCUGUCCACUGCAGUGCUGGCGUGGGCAGGACGGGUGUCUUCAUCACGCUCAGCAUCGUGCUGGAGCGGAUGCGGUACGAGGGUGUGGUGGACAUCUUCCAGACAGUGAAGAUGCUGCGGACCCAGAGGCCAGCCAUGGUGCAGAUGGAGGAUGAAUACCAGUUCUGCUACCAGGCGGCGCUGGAGUACCUCGGGAGCUUUGACCACUAUGCAACCUAG